Molecule: messenger RNA, 663 nt
Organism: Eriocheir sinensis (Chinese mitten crab)
Lineage: Eukaryota; Metazoa; Arthropoda; Malacostraca; Decapoda; Varunidae
Product: actin, cytoskeletal 4-like
Exons: 2
Coding region: 1-663 (220 amino acids)
Biological process (GO): mitotic cytokinesis
Source: RefSeq, a predicted model, not a curated record
AUGCUCUCCAGACUCUCCAAACACAUCGCAGAGAACAUACUACCAGAGAAGCAGUGUGGUUUCCGGAAAGAACGUAGCACUUCUGAGUUGAUCUACGUGACCCUACAGCUGCAAGAGAAAUGCCAUGAACAGAACCGUGACCUUUAUAUAGCCUUCAUCGAUCUAACAAAGGCCUCUGACACAAAGCUUUGCUAUGUCGCUCUUGACUUCGAGAGGGAGAUGAACGUGGCUGCUGCCUCCUCCUCCCUCGAGAAGUCCUGCGAGCUGCCCGACGGCCAGGUCAUCACCAUCGGCAGCGAGCGCUUCAGCUGCCCCGAGUCCCUCUUCCAGCCUUCCUUCCUGGGUAUGGAAUCCGUUGACAUCCAUGAGACUGUCUACAAUUCCAUCAUGAGGUUCGACAUUGAUAUCAGGAAGGACUUGUUCGCCAACAACGUUCUGUCUGGUGCCACCAACAUGUACUCUGGGAUUACUGACCUAAUUCAAAAGGAUAUUACUGUUUUUGCGCCUCCGUCCAUCAAGCUAAUUGCACCCCCUGUACUCUUAUACUCCGUUUGGGUCAACGGCUCCAUUCUUGCCUCUCGGUCCGCCAUCCAGAUCGUGUGGACAGCAAAGGAGGCAAAAGACGCCUCUAGUCCAAGAACAGUCCAACCCUAUUGUUUUUAA